This is a messenger RNA of Entamoeba histolytica HM-1:IMSS, 1671 nucleotides long. RefSeq lists its product as uncharacterized. Bases 1 to 1671 code for a protein of 556 amino acids. NCBI's taxonomy places the organism in Eukaryota, Evosea, Mastigamoebida, Endamoebidae. The record is from RefSeq and is a predicted model, not a curated record. The transcript has a single exon.
AUGUUUGGAAUUAAAGAUAGAAAAAAAUAUGGAAUGAAAAUACCAGAAAAGUUUUGUGGAAUAGCUGAUGAAUGUUUUUCUGGAUGUAAUAAUCUUAGGCAAAUUAAUAUACCAUCAAAUAUUGAAUCAAUAGGAGACUCUUGUUUUUCGGAAUGUACAUCAUUAACAACAAUUAAUAUACCAACAAGUGUUAGUGAAAUAGGAGAUGAAUGUUUUAGUAGAUGUACAUUAUUAAAAUCAAUUACUAUUCCAUCAAGUAUAAGUAAAUUAGGAUAUGGAUGUUUUUCGGAGUGUUCAUCAUUAACAACAAUUAAUAUACCAACAAGUGUAAUUGAAAUAGAAAGGAGAUGUUUUAAUGAAUGUAAGUCAUUAAGAACAAUUGCUAUACCAACAAGUGUAGUUGAAAUAGGAGACAAUUGUUUUAAUGAAUGUAAAAUAUUAACAUCAAUUACGAUACCAACAAGUGUAAGUAAAAUAGGGGAUGGUUGUUUUUCAGAAUGUUCAUCAUUAAGAAUAAUUUCUAUAUCUACAAGUGUAAUUGAAAUAGGAUAUGGAUGUUUUAAUGAAUGUUCAUCAUUAAAAACAAUUAAUAUACCAACAAGUACAAGUAAAAUAGGAGACAAUUGCUUUGAUGGAUGUAAAACAUUACAAUCAAUUGACAUACCAACAAGUGUAAGUAAAUUAGGAGAUGGAUGUUUUUCAGAAUGUUCAUCAUUAGACUCAAUUACUAUACCAACAAGUAUAAGUAAAUUAGGAAAUAAUUGUUUUAGAGAGUGUUCAUCAUUACAAUCAAUUGACAUACCAACAAGUGUAAGUAAAAUAGGAUAUAAUUGUUUUUCUGGAUGUACAAGAUUAAAAACGAUUACUAUAUUCACAAGUGUUAGUAAAAUAGGAAGUUCUUGUUUUUAUGGAUGCUCAUCAUUAACAACAAUUAGUAUAGAAGAUGUAAAAUAUAUAAGUGAAGAAAGAAUAUUUAUGAAUGAAGCAGUGUUAAUUAGUAUUGAAAUACCAAAGAAUUUAAAAACAAUAAAUGGAAAGAAGAUUGAAAAGAAAGAUAUUAAUGAAUUUAUUAUUCCAUCAACAAUCACUAAAAUAGGAAAUGGUUGUUUUGAAGAAUGUGAAUCAUUAAAAUCAAUUACUAUACCAACAAGUGUUAGUGAAUUAGGAAAUGAUUGUUUUGAAGAAUGUGAAUCAUUAACAACAAUUAAUAUACCAACAAGUGUUAGUGAACUAGGAGAUAGUUGUUUUAGUUCUUGUUCAUUAUUAACGUCAAUUAAUAUACCAACAAGCGUUAGUAAAAUAGGAAAUAGUUGUUUUUAUGGAUGUACAAGACUAAGAACGAUUAAUAUACCAACAAAUGUUAGUGAACUGGGAAAUAGUUGUUUUGAUGGAUGUUCGUCAUUAACAUCAAUUAAUAUUCCAUCAAGUGUAAUUGAAAUAGGAGAUUGGUGUUUUUCAGAAUGUAAGUCAUUAAGAACAAUUACUAUACCAACAAGUGUAAUUGAAAUAGGAGGGUGGUGUUUUAAUGAAUGUAAAUCAUUAACAUCAAUUAAUAUAUCCACAAGUGUUAUUGAAAUAGGAGAUAAUUGUUUUGAUGGAUGUCCGAAUGAGUUGAAAAAGAAUGAGGUAUUAAGAAAGAUAUAUUAUAAAGAUGACUGUGUCAUUGUUUAA